Molecule: messenger RNA, 3539 nt
Organism: Larimichthys crocea (large yellow croaker)
Lineage: Eukaryota; Metazoa; Chordata; Actinopteri; Sciaenidae
Gene: cs
Product: citrate synthase
Exons: 11
Coding region: 151-1560 (469 amino acids)
Biological process (GO): citrate metabolic process; tricarboxylic acid cycle; carbohydrate metabolic process
Cellular component (GO): mitochondrial matrix
Source: RefSeq, a predicted model, not a curated record
AACAACGCCGCUACUUGCGGGCCAGAAUCCCUCUUCAACCUUCUGCUUUCUCGGAGGGGCACCUUCAACCGACUCCGCGGCGCACCGGCAGCGGCUUCCCGAGCUGUGAACAGAACGAGUGGAAAUAAACAACCUCGACACACAGACACAAUGUCCUUCCUGUCGGUCAGCAGGCUAGCGCCUAAACUGCUCAACUCAAAGAAUGCCGCCUACUUCCUCGUGGCAGCCAGAAAUGCCAGCGCAUCAACAACAAAUCUGAAGGAUGUCCUGGCAGACCUCAUCCCUAAAGAACAGAGCAGGAUCAAGAACUUUAAACAACAGUAUGGCAAAACCAACAUAGGACAGAUUAAUGUUGACAUGGUCUAUGGAGGCAUGAGGGGCAUGAAGGGCCUGGUGUACGAGACCUCCGUGUUGGAUCCUGAGGAGGGCAUCCGUUUCCGAGGCUACAGCAUUCCAGAGUGCCAGAAGCUGCUGCCAAAAGCUCCAGGAGGUGAGGAGCCGCUGCCCGAGGGCCUCUUCUGGCUGCUGGUCACGGGACAGGUGCCCACCGAGGAGCAGGUGAACUGGGUGUCCAAAGAGUGGGCUAAGAGAGCCGCGCUUCCCUCUCACGUUGUCACCAUGCUGGAUAACUUUCCCACAAACCUCCACCCCAUGUCCCAGUUCAGCGCUGCCAUCACCGCCCUGAACAGCGAGAGCGGCUUUGCACGGGCUUACUCUGAGGGUGUCCACAAGACCAAAUACUGGGAGUUCGUCUAUGAGGACUCCAUGGACUUGAUCGCCAAGCUACCCUGCAUCGCCGCCAAGAUCUACCGCAACUUGUAUCGCGAAGGCAGCAGUAUCGGGGCCAUCGACUCCAACCUGGACUGGUCCCACAACUUCACCAACAUGCUGGGCUACAGUGACGCUCAGUUCACCGAGCUAAUGAGGCUCUACCUCACCAUCCACAGUGACCACGAAGGAGGAAAUGUCAGCGCUCACACCAGCCACUUGGUGGGUAGUGCCCUGUCUGACCCCUACCUGUCCUUCAGCGCUGCCAUGAACGGUCUGGCUGGUCCUCUGCACGGCCUGGCCAAUCAGGAGGUGCUGGUGUGGCUGACCGCCCUGCAGAAGGAGAUGGGCGGGGAGGUGUCCGACGAGCAGAUGAGGGAUUACAUCUGGAACACACUCAAGUCUGGACGGGUUGUUCCCGGCUAUGGCCACGCCGUCCUGAGGAAGACUGACCCACGUUACACCUGCCAGCGCGAGUUUGCCCUGAAGCACCUGCCCAACGACGCCAUGUUCAAGUUAGUCGCCCAGCUUUACAAGAUUGUACCCAACGUGCUGCUGGAGCAGGGUAAGGCCAAGAACCCCUGGCCCAAUGUCGACGCCCACAGCGGAGUGCUGCUGCAGUACUACGGCAUGACUGAGAUGAAUUACUACACCGUGCUGUUCGGCGUGUCCCGUGCCCUCGGCGUGCUCGCUCAGCUGGUGUGGAGUAGAGCUCUCGGCUUCCCCUUGGAGCGCCCCAAGUCCAUGAGCACAGAUGGACUGAUGACACUGGUGGGAACCAAGUCGGGCUGAAGAAUCACCUGAAAAGGAGCUUCUGGGGGGUUAGUGUGAAAAAGGGUGGGAGGAAGUGGAAACAUCAACAACAACAACAAAAAAAAAAGAAAAAGAGCAGACAUAAGUUGACCCCCCCUGUCAUUUCCAAGCCCAGGGAUUGAAUGGGAUUCAAAGAGACAGUACGCUUUUAAUGUCAUUUCACAAAAGAAGGGCCUUUUUUAAAACCGUCACAUCAUUAGUGUUUGAGUGUGUUUAGUUAACGGCCGACGAGUUUUCCCCAUCACGUCUCUGUAUUUGGAGCACGGGAGGUGAAAACUUGAGACACACACAUGUUAACCCAUCGUAGGCUCAGACUAUGUACCAUUAGAAGUCUGCCAGCACCGCUAAGACCCCCCCUCCUCUCUGUGCAGUGCCUGUGUGUUUGUCAUUGGGCACUGGGACUAUGAAUAGGCAGUGGCAUUCAAAGGGAACCGUGGGAGUGAAACACACCUCCUGUGGAUUUGUUUAAAAUCUGAAAUACCUGACUCAACUUUCUGCUUCUUUUUUGGCUAACGACGCAGUGCUUUUCGUUUUAUAGGACACCCCCCUCUCUCUCCCCCUCCCUCUAAUUAUUAAAAACUUAGUUUCUUCUAUGCAACGUUCCCAGAUGUCACCCCACCGAGUCUAUCCAUGCGUUUCACUCCCAUUUAUGAACACUCCAGUUUUAAACAAGGAAAAAAAAAAAGGUCCUCACGAGUAAAAGUUCAAGAUAAACAUUCGAAUCAGUUAAAAGAUACUGCCCCUUUAAAUCUUUGAUUCCCUAACAUGUAGUUCUGUUUUCUUUUUAACGACCUGUAACCCCUCUAUGAUCAAAAUAACUCUUCCGUCUCGUCUGUAUAGAAGCGAUUUGUUCCUCCGCUCCUUCUCGUUCACAUGCUAUAUAUAAAUAUAGGUCUCUCCUCUCAGGCGGGGGGAGGACGAUGAAUAAUGUACAGUAACAAUCCAGAUUUGAGCAAAGGGUGUUGUAAUCGGCAGCCUGGAGUAAAAUCCUUAAGAGCAAGCUUGAAUGUAAACGUGGGAUGGGGGUGGGGAAGGGGUUGGGCUUUGUAUUGGUUUAAAAAAAAAAAAAAAGAAAAAGUCCUGUCUUAUUUGAGUGUGUGUUUGUUACUUUAUCCCCACAGGAGAGCGCUUUAAAACAUCAACUACUCCAAAAGGAGCACUUGCUUGAUUGGAUUUCCUAAUUUCGUAGCGGUAGAACCCUCCCAUGGUUGAUUGAUUGUGUCCUCCCCCUUUUACAGUUUUUUGGUGUUGAAUGAAUAUGUACAAAAACUAUAAUCUUUGGGUUCUCAUUUUGUGGUUUUAUUUAUACUUUGUGUACAUAGGUAUAUAUAUGUAUAGCUUGAAUGUAUGAGCUCUGUGCGAUCACUUGCUUGUAAUAACCACAAUGAUUACCAUAGUGUACCAACAGUGUAGUGUGUCCAGUCCUAAACUGUAAAUCUUAGUACUCAACUGGUCACUGUGAGAUUCUGACGACGAACAAAAUUAAAGAAAAUAACCGCAGCUAUCUUGUAUAUACACGAUUCCUCGCUUAGCUUUUUUUCCUUCAGGUGUUUUCACUUGAAUGUUUCAAGCUUGCUCUUAAAGUUUUUUUUAGGUUUGUCAACACUCCAUUUUUGUGUAGCUGAAGCUCUCGCGUCUUUCGUUUUAGUCAGUCAGUUGACUCGGAUCGUUCUGCUGCCACCUUUCCUUCUGGCUUCUUUAUCAGGCGUUUGUUUGUUUUUUGUUUUUAUUGUAGUGUUCUUCCAUGUGGUGGUUCAAGAGACGUGGUUAUUUUGAUCGUAGAGGAGCGCGAAGGGUUGUGUACGUGAUAACUGGGAGAAUUCAUUGCAGGUGGACUCGAUCAGAGAAACACUUUGGGGGGGACGGGGCCGACUGGGUCAAAAGGGGCAAAGCUUUGAAGAGCAAAUAUUGGAAAACCUAACAAAAAAUGAAAAAAUAAUAAAGGUUUUUAUUAACAA